Molecule: messenger RNA, 1311 nt
Organism: Lathyrus oleraceus (garden pea)
Lineage: Eukaryota; Viridiplantae; Streptophyta; Magnoliopsida; Fabales; Fabaceae
Exons: 1
Coding region: 1-1311 (436 amino acids)
Biological process (GO): proteolysis
Molecular function (GO): aspartic-type endopeptidase activity
Source: RefSeq, a predicted model, not a curated record
AUGGGACCGAAUGUGAAGAACAAUCCUCUUCCUCCCCAUGGAGACCCUACGGUGAAUGCCAUUGAAGAUGCCUUUGUCGGUGUUAUGGUUGAGAAGGUGGAUGAUGUUAAGACUCCUUUGGCAGCAUUCCACGCCCGAUUGGUGAAAACUGGCCUAAUUGAUGUUCUUCAUGACAAAUGUGAAGAGUGUGCCGCACACCUAAAAGGAUGUCAGGUGGUACGGGAUAAUAUUCAAGACUUGACGAAUAACGGAGUGCUUCAGAUCUCCGGCGUUAUAAAGAAUGAAGAUGUGUUGGUAAUUGAACCUUGCUUCAAUUUACCUGAACCAUUUGAAAUCCCAUAUUACAGUGGUGGAGUGGUUCCGGCGAAUGGUCAGUCGUCGCCUGUUGAGAUUUGUACGCCUACGCCUUUUCCAUAUAAGAGCACCAAGGAUGUGCCUUGGAAAUAUGAGAUUACCGUUGUAGACAAGGUAGUUAAAGGAAGUGCAGACGUUGAAGUGACAGAAGUUGUGAGUAAGGACGUCACCAAUUAUGCAGGAAUGAGCAGAAUGACCCGUAGUGGUCGAAUCUAUACGCCUGAAUUCAAUGUGAAUCCUCAAGGGCCGGUCAAGGAAUCUACAGUUGUAACUCCUGCUAAAGAACCCGAAGUGGUCCAAUAUGAGGAUGUUGUUGAAUUCUUAAAGUUGAUCAAGAGAAACGAUUACAAAGUGGUGGAUCAGCUGCAUGAGACACCAUCUAAGAUCUCUAUUCUAUCUCUGUUAUUAAACUCCCAAGCCCAUAGGGAGGCUUUGUUGAAGGUGUUUGCCCAAGCUCAUGUAACACAAAGCAUAACAGUAGACCAAUUUGAUGGGGUAGUUGCAAAUAUCACAGCUUGCAAUACUUUGAGCUUCAGUGGAGAGGAAUUACCUAAGGAUGGAAAAAAUCACAAUCGUGCUCUCCAUAUCUCGGUAAAAUGCAAAGAUGGUGCUUUGGCAAGAGUUUUGGUUGAUACCGGAUCUUCUUUGAAUGUUAUGCCAAAGAGAACACUCGCUAAGUUAUCUUAUGAAGGACCAGCUAUGAAGCCUAGUGCCUUGAUAGUGAAAGCUUUUGAUGGUUCCAGGAGAACCGUGAUUGAAGAGGUUGAACAGCCCAUAUUGAUUGGCCAUCAUGCAUUCCCGAUUAAUUUCCAAGUCAUGGAUAUUAAUCCAGCGUAUAGCUGCUUAUUAGGGCGUCCCUGGAUUCAUGCUGCAGGGGCAGUCACCUCCACUUUACAUCAAAAAAUGAAGUUUGUGGUGGACAAUCAACUGAUCAUCAUUUCUGGGGAAGAGGACUGA